Messenger RNA from Anolis carolinensis (green anole), 1822 nucleotides. RefSeq names its product TNF receptor superfamily member 4 (gene tnfrsf4). The coding region runs from base 215 to 1033 and encodes 272 amino acids. The transcript is spliced from 7 exons. Gene Ontology annotation, molecular function: protein binding; tumor necrosis factor receptor activity. Lineage: Eukaryota; Metazoa; Chordata; Lepidosauria; Squamata; Anolidae. The record is from RefSeq and is a predicted model, not a curated record. Gene Ontology annotation, biological process: inflammatory response.
AACUCUGGAUCGGUGAGUUGAAACUCCUUGCGUCUAAAAGUUCCUCACCUGUUGACGGAGCCAUAAACUGGCAGCCUUUACCCCAAGUGCUGACUCGUGCCUUUCCUACUUCUGAGCUGACUCAGACGCAGGAAGCCGAGGCCCUUGGGAACUUCCUUGCCUUCGCCGUUCAUCCUCAACCAGCGCAAACCCGAGCCAUUCGAGGUUGCCGAGCAUGAAGCCUACGCUACGCUUGCUGGGCUUUGCCUGGCUGGUGCCCAUCACUUGGGGAUUACGGUGUUCGGAUGGAGAGUACUCACUCGAGGACCGGAAGUGCUGCAAGAAAUGCCCCCCAGGGUCAGGAUUGGAGAAGCGUUGCACGGCCUACGCUGACACCGAUUGUAAACCGUGCGAGGAGAAUUCCUACAAUGACAUGUACACUUAUUCACGAUGCAAACGUUGUACUUUCUGCGAAAAAGAGAGAGGCCUCCAAGAAGAAAAACCUUGCGAUAAGUAUUCGAAUGCCCGUUGCGCCUGUCUUCCUGGCUAUGAAGAGGAAGUCAGAACAGAAGAAAAGAGAUGCGACCCAUGUCGCGAUGGUUUUUUUUCCAAAGGAGGGACCGAUAAAUGCCGACCUUGGAGGAAUGGCACUGCCGAGGGCAAGAAAACUCUCAGCUCCGGGAGACGGGAAGAGGGCUCGAUCUCCGAGGACCAGUCCUCUACACCGGAGAGAUCGACAACCAUCUCCCUUUCCUUCCGUCCAGUCCCAGAGAAGGUCAGGCCAACUACUAGGUCCAUUCCAGAUAGCUUGACCACUCGCCUGAACGAACACAAGCCAGUUGGGUCUGAUCCAGUGUUUGUGUCUUUUUUUGUGGUCGGCGUAGUGUUGUUCCUUGCAGCCGGAGGAUCGGCCCUUUGGUUGUUUCGCCGUAAAUCCAGGAAACGGCACCAAGAACUGGAAGGACUUUAUGGACCUCUCCGUGAGAGGGGAAAGGGUAGCUACCGAAUCCCGAUUCAGGAAGAGCAAACUGACAGCAAAUCCAGUCUCGGGUGAAACAGACGAGGAAAAUUUACAAGUGUCUACAUACUCCAUUGAAGCCAAAUGAAUAGAUGUUGAGAUUUGUUUUUUAUUUGCUUCCUUUUUAUUCUCGACUCAAUUUUCCUUUUUCCUCUUCUACAUGCGUCUUGCUUUCCUUUGAGGUUUUCCCGGCUAGACUGAGUUUAUUUUGAUGUUUAAUUCUGUUUAAUUUUAUUUUGGGUGGUUUUAAAGCAGGCAUGGGCAAAUGAAAUAGGCUGUAACCCUACUGGGAAAUCCCGGUGGGAAAUACAUUUCUAAUGGACAUGUGGUCACAUGCCUACUAAAGCAGGAACAGGCAAACUUGGGCCCUCUGGGUGUUUUGGACUUCAACUCCCACAAUUCCUAACAGCCUCAGGCCCUUUCAUUUCCCUCCUCAGUCGUCUAAGCUUUUAGGAAUUGAAGUCCAUCUGGAGGGCCGAAGUUUGCCCAUGUCUCUUUUAACGUAUGGCAAAGUACAAGAAGAUGACACUGCAAAGUAUUGCGGCGAUAAAGACUUUUUGAAAUGGAUUCUUGUAAUUCUAAUUUCCGAGUGGUUUCCUCUGUAUCGGUGUGUUUAUUUCAGGAGACAAUAUUUUUGUGUAUUAGGGGAGGAGGCACAAUGAGAACCUGCCCACCACUGCCGUGGAGAUACUAUGAGGAUGGCCUUCUCAAAGCUGGAUAAGGGAGAACGUGUUAGACCCAUUUUCUGAGAGUUUUGGAAAGUUCAGUCUCCUUUCCGUUGUUUUCAUCUUUCCAAAAAAUAAAGAUGCGCCACAAAUCCAAAAA